Pseudomyrmex gracilis is the source of this 2794-nucleotide messenger RNA. RefSeq names its product glutamic acid-rich protein (gene sals). NCBI's taxonomy places the organism in Eukaryota, Metazoa, Arthropoda, Insecta, Hymenoptera, Formicidae. The record is from RefSeq and is a predicted model, not a curated record. Gene Ontology annotation, molecular function: actin binding. The transcript is spliced from 7 exons. The coding region runs from base 281 to 1675 and encodes 464 amino acids.
AAAAAUCCCAACUGGCCGGCCGGUGUCGGCAAAGCUGCGCGAGAAUGGACGGCAGGAGCCCCAUUCGAGGCCGCAGCUCGAGCGACAGAUUCGUAUCGAGAGAUCUCGAUCACGAGGUGACAGUAUACCGCUCUCGAAGAGUGAGAGCACCACAGGUGCGCCUACUUUGUCAAAGAGCGCGUCGCGAGCGAACAUUCCGCCACCGCCACCUCCUAGACCGCCGCCACCGCCGCCCGCUCGGACGAUCAUCAAGGAUCUGCCGCCGCUCAACGAAAAUCAAAUGCAGAAGCUGGAGAUACUGAAGUCCAGGCCGCGAAAACGACCGGACUGGGGCAGCAUGAUGAAGGAGGUUGAGAGCGGCAAGAAGCUCAGGCACGUCAAGUGCAACGACCGCAGUGCGCCCCUGAUCGAGAGAGUGAAUAAGGUCACGGCCGAUUCAGCAGGUAAGGCCCACUUCGUGUUCGAGUCCGAGAAGUCGAACAUGCACAACAAACUGCUGAAACAGAUUCAGCAGGGCGUGAGGCUCAAGCCAACGCAGACCAACGAUCGCUCGAAGCCGAUGCUGGAUGGUCUGAGGAAGUUCCGACGGCAGAUGACCAUCGAGGAGCAAAUACAAAAGGCCGAGGAAGAACCCGUGAACGACGUGCAGGACGAGAUGGACGACAUAGACGCCGUAAGGGAUGAUUUACAAAGUACGAAACAGAUGCUCGCGCUCGAAUUAAGGAACAAGGAAGCGCUAGAACGCGACAAUAAGCGACUGCAGGCGAGAAUUUUGAAUCUCGAGACGGAAGUGGAACGAAUGAAGCUUCAAAAGAACGCGCAGGAGAACAAGCAGCACGACGAGAAGCUCACGGAAUCCCUCAGGCAAGAAGCGCAACAAGCGAGAAAGGACGCGGAGAAAGCGGAAAAGGAAUAUGCCGCCGCCGCGGAGGAAAGAGAUAAGGCCAGAAGCGACCUGGAAGAAAUGAAGAGGAUGUACGCGGCGUUGGAGAGACGCAUGAAAGCCGGAAUGGCACUGGCCGGUUGUCCGAGCGCGAAGGACGUGGCGAAGGUCGCGACGCAGAAGAGCAUAGACAAGCCGGACGUUGCCAGCACGAGCGAGGAAGAGGAGGAAAGCACAGAGGAAGAGACCGAUGACGAGGAUCCGAAAGCUGCGGCGGAGAAACGCGCGCAGAGGGAAAUCAAGCUUCUCACUACGAAAAUUAAGAAUUUCAAAGACAAGACUGUGAACGCCAGGAAAGAACGAUUCGCGUUGAAAGAGCAAAUCAAGCAGCAGCAGAAGUUACUGAAAGAGGAGAAGAAGAAGUACAAGGAGCUGCAGAAACAAGUGGACAAGAUGGCGAAACUGAUGUCGGAAGCCGACGAAGAAGAGGAAGAGGAGGAGGAAGAGGAGGAGUCCGAGGAAGAGGAGACGGAAUCCGAUGAGGAAUCCGAGUCCGAGGAAUCGGAGGAGGAGGAAUCCGAGCCUGAAGACGUAAACGCGCCCAUAGAAAAGCGUAAAGCCAUUUUGGAAAAACACGCGAAGAAGCACGAGGGACGACUGACCGCGUUAAAGAAAGGCAACUACCUGCUCAAGGCGCAGGUAGAUCGAUUUAAGGACACACUGGCGAAGCAACGCGAGGAGAGCAUCGCCCUGCAGGAGGAUCUUGAUUCUGUUUUAGCAGAACUAGGUUAGACACGGCACGCGAGCGAGAAAUAUUCUUUUUUUCCACAGAGAUGCUGAAAUUGUAUACACACACGUAUAAAACAUUACUCAAUGAAAUAAAUAGACAAAUUGUACGAGAAACAUGAGAAUUACACACGCACUCACUCACUCACUCACUCUCGCGAGAUGUUUUUUUUUUUUUGUUUUUAGGGAACAGCGAUACGUACGCAGAGAUGUCUGCCGAAUUUUGUCGCGCGAUAUUACAUUACGUCGCAAAUUAUUAUAUAAUUUAUUGUAGGAAACAGAGGGCACGUUUAGAGUAUCGCGGGAUUUAAUUAAACCUGCAAUAAUUAACGCUAAAUGCGACUCUCUCUUUCUCUCUUCACGAUUCAUUCAUAUUACGUUUUUGAUAUCAUGACAAUAAUUUUCGCACACACAUCUUCUCGCCGCAUACUCACGCACAUAAAUUACAUUACUACACGUAAAUCGCGCUAUUUUAACAUCACGUAUUUAGUGUUAAUUGUAAGUGUAAAAAAUACACAAGCUGAACGCACACUUUAAAUUUGUCAAAGACUGACCUAACCGAAAGGCUGCGUGGGAAUGAAAAUCGUCACGCUUUUAAAUUUGGAAAAAUGUUCACUUUGACAAUGGAGUAUUUCCUCCAACAAAACGUUGCGUUGUUACACGUGUGGAUGCUUGUGUUCGUACAAACAACCUCAAUUUCCGAAAAUCGAAAUUACUUGUGUAAAGACAUCUCUGUGCAAUUCGGUCACAAAAUAUCGAGUGUUCGCGAAUCGUGAAAUAUUGGAGAUUAAAUGUUGCAAUUACUACCUUGCUCUCCUCACAAUGUGUGUCCAAAACGGUCAUUCUAUUUUUGUUUUUUUUUACGCUAUUCGACGGGUAAUUAUAACUCUCUCGGAACAAAAAAAAAAAAAAAAAAAUAAUUGGCACAAAAUAAAGACCAGCAUGAUAUUCCUUUGGAAUAAAAGUUCGAUAUUUUGCGAUGGAAAAACUAGCGUUCCCCUUUUUACUGUCAAGGUGUAAAAUAUUUUUAAAUAAAUUUCCUGUUGAUCAGAGAGUGCGCUGUUCGUGAUAGGUUAUUGAAAAAAAUGAGUUAUUUUAAUAAAUGCUCCACAAGCUUUCAAAGAA